Messenger RNA from Parnassius apollo (apollo), 3012 nucleotides. Lineage: Eukaryota; Metazoa; Arthropoda; Insecta; Lepidoptera; Papilionidae. The record is from the annotation of a GenBank genome assembly.
AUGGCUUUGAAGAAGGUUAAAGGAAAUUUUGAAAGGAUGUUUGACAAAAAUUUAACUGAUUUAGUUCGUGGAAUCAGAAAUAACAAAGAUAAUGAGGCGAAGUAUAUAGCCCAAUGUAUGGAAGAAAUUAAAGUAGAACUCCGCCAAGAUAAUAUCGGUGUAAAAGCUAAUGCUGUCGCUAAACUAACAUACCUUCAGAUGUUGGGAUAUGAUAUCUCAUGGGCAAUAUUUAAUAUAAUUGAGGUAAUGAGCUCAAAUAAAUUUACUUACAAACGAAUUGGGUACUUAGCAGCUAGUCAGUCAUUUCAUGCAGAUUCUGAAUUACUAAUGCUUACAACUAAUAUGAUCAGAAAGGAUCUAAAUGCUCAAAACCAGUAUGAAGCAGGCCUUGCACUCAGUGGUUUAAGUUGUUUUAUUUCACAUGACUUGGCAAGAGAUUUAGCUAAUGAUAUUAUGACAUUGAUGAGCUCAACAAAACCAUACUUGAGAAUGAAAGCUGUUCUGAUGAUGUACAAGGUAUUUCUAAGGUACCCAGAAGCCCUUAGGCCAGCAUUUCCUAAAUUGAAGGAAAAGUUAGAAGAUCCUGAUCCAGGUGUACAAUCAGCUGCAGUAAAUGUGGUCUGUGAAUUAGCAAGAAAGAAUCCUAAGAAUUACUUAUCAUUAGCGCCUGUGUUCUUUAAAUUAAUGACAACAUCUACAAAUAACUGGAUGCUAAUCAAGAUUAUCAAACUGUUUGGUGCCUUAACCCCAUUAGAGCCUCGACUUGGCAAGAAACUGAUAGAACCAUUAACUAAUUUAAUACAUAGCACAUCUGCUAUGUCAUUGCUGUAUGAAUGCAUAAAUACUGUGAUCGCCGUACUAAUAAGUAUAAGUAGUGGAAUGCCUGGCCAUGCGGCUUCCGUGCAGCUCUGUGUACAAAAACUAAGGAUAUUAAUAGAGGAUAGUGAUCAAAAUUUGAAAUAUUUGGGAUUGCUAGCGAUGUCAAGAAUACUCAAGUCGCACCCAAAGUCGGUGCAAGCGCAUAAGGAUCUUGUUUUGUCGUGUCUAGAUGAUAAGGAUGAGUCAAUUAGGCUGAGGGCUUUAGGUCUUUUAUAUGGAAUGGUAUCUAAGAAAAAUUUAAUGGAAAUAGUAAAGAAACUAAUGGUUCAUAUGGAGCGCGCAGAGGGAACACUGUAUCGAGACGAACUGCUUAUGCGCAUUAUAGAGAUUUGUUCCCAGAAUAAUUAUCAGCAUGUCGUGGACUUCGAGUGGUAUGUCACCGUAUUAGUUGAGCUCACUGAGAUGGAAACGAGUGCUAAACACGGUUGCACGCUGGCGGCGCAGCUGACGGAGGUGGGCGCGCGCGUUGCUGAUGUGCGCGCGUUCGCAGCGCGCGAGUGUGGGGCAUUAUGCGCGUGGGCUGCUGCCGCGCUGCCCACGCCGCCCGGCCCCGCCUCGCGCGAGGUGCUCUACGCCGCCGCCUACGUGCUCGCCGAAUACUGCCAGGAGGAGAGUGUAGUGCGCGAGUGUAUAUCGUCGCUGCUGUCGUGCGCGGGCGUGGGCGGCGCUCAGAUGCGCGCGCGCGCCGUGUGCGUGCACUCCGCGCUCAAGCUCUGCGCGCGCCUGCUGCUGACCUACGAGCGCAGACGCGACCUCGACGCCGCGCUCGCCAUAAUACGAGAAACAUUAAGCGGUAUACGACCACUGUUGUGCAGUGAAGAUAUGGAGGUUCAAGAGCGAGCUCAUAACGCGUUUGCGCUUCUGGUUAUCGUAUUGCAUCGUUUGAACCCCGAUGACCCGGCGUUGCAAGUAGAUGGUUUUGUAAUGCCCGUGUCGGUUACAUCUCUCAGUAAUCAAACUGCGACGCUAGUGGAACAUGAGCAAAGCAACGGGUUGGAGAAAGAAGAGAGUGAGGAACUAACUAACGGCGAGGAAACGUCGCAGGGAUUUAGCGGUGGAUUAAUAGAAGAGCUCGCUAGUCUUUUCGAAGGUGAACUUAAACCGGUCGCACCAAAAGCUCAAAAGAAAGUACCCAUGCCAUCUGACUUGAAUCUGGACAAAUGGUUAUCCCGUGAUCGGUGGUCCUCUGAGAGUUCGAGUUCAGAGGGAGAGGGCGAAGAAGGCGCCGUUUUCACAGUUCAACAAGAAGAUGCAAGACCUCUUUCGCAGUUUACACCUGAAGAACUUCACAUGUUGAAAGAGGCGCGAAGGCAAGAGCAAGCUAAUAACCCUCAUUAUCUGAAGGAUGAUUCACCGCGCUCUUACCAACAAGAUGACAUUCCAAUCGCAGAACUUGCCCUUGAAGUUCCAUUACAAGUCCACUCAAAAAGAUCUGAUAAGUACUUAAAAGAGACCACUAAAAAGACAAAGAAGGAAAAACGACAUACAAAGAAGAGAAAAAAUAAGCCCGAAAAGUAUUCUACUGAAUCGGAGAGUGAAGAGGAGGGCGAGGAGUUGUGCUCGCGGCCGGCGGUGGAGGCGGGCGGCGAGCUGCCGGAGGGCGCGGCGCCGAGCGACGACGAGCCGCCGCCGCACGACGACCCGCACCGCGCGCUCGACCUCGACCUCGACCUGCCUCUUCGCGAGGAAGAACUACUUACAUCAAGAAUACACCAGUAUCCGUCACCAGAGAGUGGAUUAUUAGGCAAGAAGAAAGAGUCUAAGAAGAAUAAAACAUCCGCCAAAAUUUCGACAGAAAAAGUUUCUAAUAAAAAGAAAGAGAAGAAGACUAAACGUAAUAAAGACAUAGACUUAAUGUUGUCAGAGGUAGACAAAAAUGAUGUAGUGGAGAAUUUAUUAAUAGAUAAUAUAGAAAAAAGUAAAAGCGACGAGCAUACGAAGCAAAACGUGACAAAUGAUAAAAACGAUGAAUAUGUGAAAAAUAAGACUGAAAAACACAGAAAAUCGAAGAAAGAAUUAAAGAAAGACAGGGAAUCUAAGAAAAAUAAAUUAUCUAAAAAAGAUAAACACGAAACAAAGCGUGGAUAUGAAGAAGCACUAGGUAUUUCAACCCCUAGUAAGGAAGUUAUAUAG